ACUGAUUUGAGUGACAUCACCAGUUCCGUCCCAACGCGGAAAUGUGCAAUAUUUGUUAUUAUAAUAUAGGCUCAGUUGUCUGGCAUGUUACAGACAUAUGCUGAACUGAAGCAGUACUGUAAGUGAUUGAGUAUGCCGCUGUGUAGUUUUUCCGGUACUUUGUGAUUAUGGCGUUUUGUUGUAGCCCUUUCGACCUCAGUGUAUAUUUACUGACACGGACCUAGAACACGCCGCAACUUUAACACAGACACACCUGGCAGAUUCAAGGAGAAAUGAUGGACUGGAGGCAUUCGCUGCUGCUGUUGCUCAGCUUGGCUGGAAACGUGUCACAGUGUGAAGGAGGAAGUUCAGUCUCUCUCCCAGAAUCCCUGCUCUUUGUUUCUACACUGGAUGGAAGUCUGCAUGCUGUCAGUAAACAGACAGGAGACAUCAAAUGGACACUAAAAGAAGAUCCCAUCAUACAGGUUCCUACAUAUUUCCAAGAGCCAGGCUUUUUACCGGAUCCCAAUGAUGGCAGUCUGUAUGUACUAGGAGGCAAGCGCAAAGAAGGUCUGAUGAAACUCCCGUUCACGAUUCAAGAGCUGGUCCAGUCUUCUCCCUGCAGGAGCUCUGAUGGGGUGCUCUACACGGGUAAAAAACAGGACACUUGGUUUGUGGUUGAUCCUCAGACAGGUGAAAAACAGACGAGUCUAAGCACCUCUUCUUCGGACUCUAUUUGCCCUUCUGCCCCUCUGCUGUACAUUGGUCGCACAGAAUAUAUGAUCACCAUGUAUGAUACGAAGACUCAGGAACUCCGCUGGAAUGCUACCUACAACGACUACUCUGCGCCUCUCUAUGAUGACAAAAAAUAUGAAUAUAAGAUGUCCCACUUUGCGUCCAGUGGGGACGGUCUGGUGGUUACGGUGGAUCGGGACUCUGGUGAGGUGUUGUGGAUGCAGAAGUUUGAUUCUCCAGUAGCAGGGUUUUAUUUAUGGAGUCAGGACAGUCUGCGGCGAGCUCCUCAUCUGACGGUCGCAACAGAAACCCUGCGUUACCUGACCUUCACUGCAGAAAACACACAGUCCCACACCAUGAAGUGGGUCUACCAGUUCACAAAGGAGAACCACAGCACUAAGACUCAGCUAGUUCCUACUCUCUAUGUUGGCAAGACGGACUCUCAUCUGUAUGCUUCUACCUCUCUUGUGCACAAAGGUGUGGCAAUAGUGCCAAAAGGUCUUACACUUGCACGCAUUGAGGGGCCGAUCACCGCUGGCGUUACAAUGGGUAACGGGCGGCCUGAGUGUGAGAUCACACCCAGCACUGAUGUUAAAUAUCCACCAGGAAGCAGCAAUUCCCUGCAAAAUCAGUGGCUGCUGAUUGGUCAUCAUGAAGUGCCUCCUUUGGCUCACACCACCAUGUUGAGAGAUUUCCCAGAGAACCUGCAGCGCUCUGGUGAAGUCAUCCCACCUCGAGCUUCUGGCUCUUCUUUCCGUUCUCCCUCUCACCCAUUGCCACCGGUAACGAAGCACAGCUCCUCCCCUGUGUUGCCAGACUCCUUGACCUCUGACCCCAUGACUGUGCUGGUGGUGACGCUGCUGCUUGGAGCGUGGAUUGCCUUCCUGCUAACACACAAAAGGCCUAUCAAAAAAUCCCAGACAUCUGAAGAGCCAGUGGACUCUAACCCACUGCCAGUGUUGACCAAUCAGAGCGCUAACACAGAACCCAGUGCCUCGCCCUCAACCUCAUCUUACAACCACAACAACAGCCAUUCAGAGAAGACCAGUUCUGUUGCAUCCAAUCAAACGCCAUUCUCAAGCAAAGACUCCGCCUCAUGUACGACAGCUGGCCAAUCACAGAGUUAUCAGCCUGACGUUGUGGGAGUUGGUAAAAUCUCUUUCAGUCCUGCUGAGGUGCUGGGCCAUGGGACAGCGGGAACCUUUGUGUUCCGGGGUGAUUUUGACGGCCGGCGUGUGGCGGUAAAGCGUAUUCUUCCAGAGUGUGUGGAGUUUGCAGAGCGAGAGGUUCAGCUCCUCCGUGAAUCAGACGAGCAUCCCAAUGUCAUCCGUUACUUCUGCACAGAGCGGGACAGACAGUUCACUUACAUUGCCAUAGAGCUGUGUGCUGCUACACUCCAGCAGUAUGUGGAGGACCCAAGCUGUCCUUAUUCAGACCUGAACCCAGUGUCCCUUUUGGACCAGACCAUGUGUGGCCUCAGUCACCUGCACUCCCUCAAUAUUGUUCACAGGGAUUUAAAGCCACGGAAUAUUUUGCUCUCUCUCCCGGGGGCGUUGGGUCGAGUCCGGGCAGUGAUCUCAGAUUUCGGCUUGUGUAAGAAGCUUCCAGAUGGUCGCCAUAGUUUCAGCCUACGCUCUGGAAUACCGGGAACCGAAGGCUGGAUUGCCCCUGAAUUACUCAUAAAUGCUCCAAAAGGGAACCCUACAAGUGCAGUGGACAUAUUUUCGGCUGGAUGUGUGUUUUAUUAUGUGACGUCCAAAGGACAGCAUCCGUUUGGUGACACUCUGCGGCGUCAAGCUAAUAUUCUCUCUGGAGUCUAUAACCUCGACCACUUUAUGGAGGAUAUACAUGAGGAUGUGAUUGGCAGAGAUCUGAUUGAGCGGAUGAUCAGUGCUGAACCGGAAACCCGUCCUUCGGCAGCGUCCGUCCUCAAACAUCCUUUCUUCUGGAGCCCAGAGAAACAACUGCAGUUCUUUCAGGAUGUCAGUGACAGAAUAGAGAAGGAGCCAGCAGAUAGCGCUAUAGUGGCCCGUCUAGAAAACUCUGGCAGAUCUGUGGUAAGAACCAACUGGAGGAUGCACAUUUCAGCACCACUACAGACUGAUCUUAGAAAAUUUCGCACAUAUAAAGGAAACUCUGUGAGAGACCUACUAAGAGCAAUGAGAAAUAAAAAACAUCAUUAUCAUGAGCUCCCACCAGAGGUUCAGACAGCUCUGGGUGAAGUCCCCGAUGGCUUCGUGGUAUAUUUUACCUCCCGUUUCCCCCGGUUACUGCUUCACACGCAUUCAGCGCUUGGCAUCUGUGCCUCCGAGAGACUCUUUCACCCAUACUACCACCACUGAACAUCCACAGAGACAUGCUUGUUUGUUACUACGCUGGACAGGAGACGAAAAGUAAGAUCCUUGAGGAAACAGAGACCUUUAGGACUCUGUCAGUGUAUAAUUCUGAACUUCAGAACUGUGAGCACAUUUCGUUCCUAAACAUCCAACUGGACUUGCUGAAUGAAAUGUAAACCUUUUUAUGCUUUUACAGAAACAGGUUUUAUAGGUUAGAUUAACCAAACAAGUUACUGAGUGGGCUUUUAUUAAGGGCGUUUACAGAGCUGCCAUUGUUUGCUGCUGGUUUUAUCAUGUCAAACAAAUAGCAAAGAAAUAAAAAGCCCAUAUUUUCUGAUGAGUUGACAUCAGCCAGUAGAUUGGCAUGUGUUCUACCAUUUCUGUCAGUUUUGUUUAUUUUAAUUCUGACUUUUACCACACAGGAUUACUGCAUCACCACCUGACUACUUAUAUUCUUAUUAGGUAGAAAGUUAAAGGAACACUCCACUUUUUUUGAAAAUAGGCUUUUCUUUUUUUUAUUUCCAACUCCCCUGUAGUUAAACGGGCCUAGAAAAUCACAACUUUUCAUUUUCCGUUGGCCUUAGUACACAAAGUAAAUACAGAAUGUCAAGUUUUAAACCGGAAUAAUAUUGAAACUCUUUGGUCAUUUUUUAGCAAGAUGCUAAUGGUCUAAUUAAAUUCAAUGAGCUAUGCUAAGAUAAGCGUGCUACCGCCAGACCCGGAGAUCGGCUGAAUGGAUUCUAAAAUUGUAAAACUCAACUCUUUAACUUUAGGGGAUUCGAAAAUGAGCCUAUUUUCAAAAAAAGUGGAGUGUUCCUUUAAGUAUUUUCAUAAUAAAGUUUCUUAAAGGGAUAGUUCACCACAAAAGUUUAAAAAGGGGGUGAAAAAAAAAACAUAAAUGUGACCCUGGACCUCAAAACCAAUCUUAAGUGUAUAUUUUCUCAAAAUUGAGAUUUAUACACCAUCUGAAAGCUGAAUAAAUAAGCUUGACAUUUAUGUAUGGUUUUUAAGGACAAUAUUUGGCCGGGAUACAACUAUUUGAACAUCUGGAAUCUGAGGGUGCCAAAAAAUCUGAAUACUAAGAAAAUCGCCUUUAAAGUUGUCCAGAUUAAGUUCUUAGCAAUGCAUAUUACUAAUAAAAAAUUACGUUUUUAUAUAUUUACAGUAGGAAGUUUGCAAAAUAUCUUCAUGGAACAUGAUCUUUACUUAAAGGGAUACUCCACCCCAAAAUGAAAAUUUUGUCAUUAAUCACAUGUCGUUCCAAACCCGUAGAACAGGGAUAGGCAACUCCAGUCCUGGAGGGCCACUAUCCUGCAGAGUUUAGCUCCAACUCUAAUUAAACACACCUGAAGAAGGCAAUCAGUGUUUUCGGGAUUACUAGAUAGAUACCGGCAGGUGAGUGUUUAUGAGAGCUGAAGCUAAACUCUACAGGACCAGAGUUGCCUAUCCUGCUGUAGAAGCUAAAUUCGUCUUCAGAACACAAUUUAAGAUAUUUUGGAUGAAAACCGGGAGGCUUGAGACUAUGCCAUAGACUGCCAAGUAAGUUACACUGUUAAGGUCCAGAAAAAUAUGAAAGACACUGAUGUCCAACUGCCAUCAGUGAUUCAACCUUAACAUUAUGAAGCAAUGAAAAUAACAACUUUAUUCAACAAUUCCUUUUUCAAUAUUCUCCUCUGUUUCUCUUCAUAUCGCCAUAUGCUGCGUAUGCUUUUCUAUAUCAGCCGCUCCACAAGGAUGCACUGUUAUCUUUCAAAUAAAAGCUAAAUACACGUAGAAACAGCUCAUGCUUGUGGCGCGGCUGACACAGAAGAGCGUAGGCAGUUUGAGUGAUGUGGAGAGACACAGAGGAGACUGUUGACAGGAAUUGUUGAAUAAUGUCAUUAUUAUUUGUUUUAUUUGGGUACAAAAACUAUUCUCGUUGCUUCAUAGUGUUAAUGCUGAAUCACUGAUGGCAGAUGGACAAAUCUGACGAUGCUUUUUUUAUACUUUUCUGGACCUUCACAUUGUAACAUACUUGGCAGUAUGGGACAGUCACAAGCCUCCCGGUUUUCAUCCAAAAUAUCUUAAAUUGUGUUCCAAAGACGAACAAAGCUUUUAUGGGUUUGGAACAACAUGGGGGUAAGUGAUUAAUGACUUUUAUUUUAGAUUUUUGUCAUAGAAUAAAAAUCUGUAAUUUUGACCCAUACAAUGUUUUCUUGGCUAUUGCUACAAAUAUACCCCAGAGACUUAAGACUGGUUUCGUGGUCCAGGGUCACAUAUGUGGUCCAUCUUGUGCAGGAUAUUCAUAUUCAAUACCUUUGUGUGAGAAACAAAUAAUGAAAUACAUUUUGGGUGAACUAUUCCUUCAGCCAGUUUAGAUGCUUAAAGAAUGAUAAAAGCCAGCAAAACGUCCACUGAUAUUUGCAGAUUUAUGACAACAUUUCAUAAUUAGACUUAAAAAACUAGUUUGUCUGUCAUAUUAUACACCACGUGUAUAUGCAUAUGUAUUUUUGUGAUUCAGAUACAUUGGGAAUGGGAUUUUUUUCUUUUGAUUUUGCUUUGUGUGGCUACAUUUUUGGAUCCUCCACCUCACAUUGCAUCUUCAUCCUCAUCUCUCAGUGUUACAGCUUUAAAACCAAAUAUUGUGAAGCAUUUUACAGCCUGCUGUACACUAGUUUUAUACUGCUAGUUUUAAACAUGUAUUUUUAUAAAUUAAGUGUUGAGGAUUUUUGCCACUGGAAAUAUUCACUGAAUGUGGAAAUACUAGUGCCUUUGUUUUUCUACCCAGUGAAGAUUAAAUGUAUUUGCCAUAAAAAUCUUUGGAACUAUUUUUGGCACAAAUUAUAAACUCUUAUACUUGAUUCAGAUUAUUGUUGUUAUGGAUUUCCAUGUCACUGGAUACUGUGUUAAUUACAUGUUACUUAACAAAACACACAAUGGUAUUACCGUUGUACAAAAAUGUGGUAGUGCUAUUAUACUUUUUUGUGCCAUUUUAUUACAGCAUCAACAACUGACUUAUAGUCAACUACAUGAAAAAUGUUUGAAACCUAAAAAUGAAACUAACUUUGCCCUGCAAAACAUUAUGGAGUGAUAUAAUCUUAAAUAAACUGUACCUUUAAGCA
Molecule: messenger RNA, 6151 nt
Organism: Carassius gibelio (silver crucian carp)
Lineage: Eukaryota; Metazoa; Chordata; Actinopteri; Cypriniformes; Cyprinidae
Product: serine/threonine-protein kinase/endoribonuclease IRE1
Exons: 22
Coding region: 273-3056 (927 amino acids)
Biological process (GO): protein phosphorylation; IRE1-mediated unfolded protein response; intrinsic apoptotic signaling pathway in response to endoplasmic reticulum stress
Cellular component (GO): IRE1-TRAF2-ASK1 complex
Molecular function (GO): ATP binding; RNA endonuclease activity; protein serine/threonine kinase activity
Source: RefSeq, a predicted model, not a curated record